Messenger RNA from Salvia miltiorrhiza (redroot sage), 2175 nucleotides. Its product is annotated as cationic amino acid transporter 9, chloroplastic-like. Gene Ontology annotation, cellular component: membrane. The record is from RefSeq and is a predicted model, not a curated record. Gene Ontology annotation, biological process: transmembrane transport; amino acid transport. Gene Ontology annotation, molecular function: amino acid transmembrane transporter activity. The coding region runs from base 1 to 1692 and encodes 563 amino acids. NCBI's taxonomy places the organism in Eukaryota, Viridiplantae, Streptophyta, Magnoliopsida, Lamiales, Lamiaceae. The transcript is spliced from 8 exons.
AUGACGUCAUCUUCCUCCUCCUCCUCCCCUUCAUUCGUAUCUCGUUUCUGCUCAUCGGCGCUUCGCUCCAGGCCUCUCUCGCCGCCUACGGACACCGCCGUUCACUCGAGCUCCGACCAAGGCCUCGUUCGCCGCCUAGGCGUAUUCGAUUUGAUUCUACUCGGCAUCGGCGCAUCUAUCGGCGCCGGAAUAUUCGUCGUCACCGGAACCGUUGCUCGCGACGCUGGUCCUGGAGUGACAAUUAGUUUCAUCAUAGCAGGGGCAUCUUGUGUGCUCAAUGCACUCUGCUAUGCUGAACUAGCUUCUCGCUUUCCGGCUGUUGUUGGGGGAGCAUAUCUUUAUACAUACUCAGCAUUCAAUGAGCUUACAGCUUUUCUUGUGUUUGCUCAGUUGAUGCUUGACUAUCAUAUUGGGGCUGCUAGCAUAGCUCGUAGCCUAGCAAGCUAUGUAGUUACUGUCCUAGAGUUGAUUCCCUUCCUCAAGGAUAACAUUCCUAGUUGGGUUGGGCAUGGAGAAGAAGUUUUUGGAGCUUUAUCUAUUAACGUAUUAGCUCCUAUCCUCCUCGUGCUUCUGACCAUAGUUUUGUGUCGCGGUGUUGGAGAGUCCUCAGUGCUGAACUCAGUCAUGACAGUGACAAAGGUUCUCAUUGUUAUUUUUGUCAUCAUUGUUGGAGCAUUUGAGGUUGAUGUCUCAAAUUGGACUCCUUUUGCCCCAAAUGGUGUGCAGUCCAUAUUGACUGGAUCAACUGUGGUCUUCUUUUCUUAUGUUGGAUUUGACGCAGUUGCUAAUUCUGCUGAGGAAUCCAAGAGACCCCAGAGGGACCUACCUCUCGGCAUAAUUGGUAGCCUCCUGGUCUGUAUUGUAUUGUAUGUUGGUGUCUGCUUAGUAAUUACUGGAAUGGUCCCAUACCAAUAUCUCGGGGAAGAUGCUCCUUUGGCGGAAGCUUUUACUUCAAGGGGAUUGAAAUAUGUCUCUGUGUUAAUUAGCUUUGGCGCUGUUGCUGGGCUUACAACGACGCUUCUGGUUGGGCUUUAUGUUCAGUCACGGCUAUAUCUUGGACUUGGAAGGGAUGGUUUACUACCAGCCAUAUUUGCUAAAGUACACCCAACGCAACAUACCCCGAUUCAUUCUCAAGUUUGGGUUGGUCUAGUUGCCAUCAUCUUGUCCGGACUUCUUAACGUGGAAGUGCUCUCGCAUAUUCUGUCAGUUGGAACCUUGACGGGGUAUUCAGUGGUUUCAGCAUGCGUGGUAACCCUUCGCUGGAAGGAUAAGAGCUCGAGUCAGAUAUCCAGCAAGAGAAUUUCUGGGAGAGGAGAAGGCAUCAUCUGUCUCUGCACAAUUGCCUGCUCCGGUUUUGCUGCUGGUGCCCUCUUUCGUAUCGAAGCUUCAUUCAUAUUCAUAACUUUAGCUGCUGUAAUUGCAGUCUUGUCUGCUGCAGCUCUCUAUCUACGACAAGUGUACGUAGAUCCACCGGGUUUUUCGUGUCCCGGAGUUCCUAUUGUUCCAUGUGUCAGCAUUUUCGUCAACAUUUUCUUGUUCGCUCAGCUGCACUACGAAGCAUGGGUGAGAUUUAUAGUGUUGGGCAUAGUUACAAUCGGCAUCUAUGCGUUUUAUGGUCAGUAUCAUGCAGAUCCUCUAAGCUCCUCUGCCUCUACUGUUUACCACCGGGCACCUACUGAAGAAGCGCCCUAGUUAUUUAUUCUAGGGUUAAUAUUGUUUCAUGUCCCGAACUUCCGGUGUUUUUUUAUAAAAUGUCUCGAACUUUCAUUUUCUCCUAAAAAAUCCCGAAUUUUCAGCGUUUUCCAAUAAUGGCGGUUCCCAGAAUAUUUCAUUCGGCGAGAUAAGUCAUCUUUCCGUCACUGAAUUUUACAUAGCAAAACAUUUUAUGGAAACGCUGAAAGUUCGAGAUUUUUUAGGAGAAAACGAAGAUUCGGGAUAUUUUAUGAAAAACGUUGAAAGUUCGGAACAUAAGAUACUAUUAACCCCUCUAUUUUGAUGACUCCCGUGUUGUAAUAUUUGUACUUGAUAAUUUAUUUUUCUGCUUCCAUAUAAUGCAUAAAUGCAAUCAUGUGAAAAUACGUAAUAGAGACUGGGAUUAGUGUAGACGUAUAUGUAUUCAAAUGGUUUACAUUAUUUAACGUGGCAGGGGAAAUACAAGAUCAUGCUUCGAUAUCA